UAGCGGCGCUGAGGAGAGCGGCUGCCGCCAUGAUAGAACAGCAGAAGCGCAAAGGCCCUGAGUUGCCGCUGGUUCCUGUCAAGCGGCAGCGGCAUGAGUUGCUCUUGGGAGCGGCGGGGUCAGGCCCCGGAGCCGGCCAGCAGCAGGCGUCGCCGGGGGCUUUGCUGCAAGCGGGUCCCCCAAGGUGUUCGUCUCUUCAAGCCCCAAUCAUGUUGCUCUCAGGACAUGAAGGAGAAGUAUACUGCUGCAAGUUUCACCCCAACGGAUCCACCUUAGCAUCUGCAGGAUUUGACCGCCUCAUCUUGUUGUGGAAUGUCUAUGGUGACUGUGAUAACUAUGCCACAUUGAAGGGACACAGUGGAGCAGUGAUGGAACUGCAUUAUAACACAGAUGGCAGUAUGCUGUUCUCAGCAUCAACAGAUAAAACUGUGGCGGUGUGGGAUAGUGAAACAGGCGAGAGGGUUAAAAGGCUGAAAGGACAUACUUCCUUUGUGAAUUCCUGCUACCCAGCCAGGAGGGGCCCCCAGCUGGUCUGCACUGGCAGUGAUGAUGGUACAGUUAAGCUUUGGGACAUCCGGAAGAAAGCUGCCAUCCAGACAUUUCAGAAUACAUACCAGGUGUUAGCUGUGACCUUCAAUGACACAAGUGACCAGAUUAUCUCUGGAGGAAUAGACAACGAUAUCAAGGUUUGGGACCUGCGCCAAAACAAGCUAACCUACACCAUGAGAGGUCAUGCAGAUUCAGUGACUGGCCUGAGUUUAAGUUCUGAAGGAUCUUACCUCUUGUCCAAUGCAAUGGACAAUACAGUUCGUGUCUGGGAUGUUCGGCCAUUUGCCCCUAAAGAGAGAUGUGUAAAGAUAUUUCAAGGAAAUGUGCAUAACUUUGAGAAGAAUCUCUUGAGAUGUUCAUGGUCACCUGAUGGAAGCAAAAUAGCAGCUGGCUCAGCUGACAGGUUCGUGUAUGUGUGGGAUACCACGAGCAGGAGGAUCCUAUAUAAGCUGCCUGGCCAUGCUGGCUCCAUCAAUGAAGUGGCUUUCCACCCUGAUGAGCCCAUCAUUCUCUCAGCAUCCAGUGACAAGAGACUGUACAUGGGGGAGAUUCAAUGAAGAUGUGGAAUGGAGAACUCCAAGGCUGCUUGACCUGAGGCUGCAGACUACAUAAUUAGCUGACGUCAGAGGGUGCCCAGGCUGACCUCCCUUCAGAUGGCCUUUACUAACAAGAAACCAGUGGUGGUGACCAUAUUCCAACUUGUUCCCCAUUCACCCGGGUGACUGAGGCUAGCUCCCCGUGCCUUUAACACCACAGGCCAGAUUGGUUUCUUCCUUUUUUGAAAAAUAAGGUUUCUUCAGAGGGACAGACCUAGGUUGGUUUACAGUUUUCUGUUUUCUAAUAUAGGCCUAAGUCACCAAAUAUCAACUGAAAUUUGUUGGUUGGGUUUGUUUUUCAUUUGUUUUAUUUUUAAAUCCGUAACUAGCUUGUAUCUUUCUCUGAGUCAUUUUGUAUUAAAAGCCAAAUGCUUUUUUA
This is a messenger RNA of Jaculus jaculus (lesser Egyptian jerboa), 1524 nucleotides long. RefSeq names its product small nuclear ribonucleoprotein U5 subunit 40 (gene Snrnp40). The record is from RefSeq and is a predicted model, not a curated record. NCBI's taxonomy places the organism in Eukaryota, Metazoa, Chordata, Mammalia, Rodentia, Dipodidae. Gene Ontology annotation, molecular function: RNA binding; protein binding. Bases 30 to 1106 code for a protein of 358 amino acids. Gene Ontology annotation, cellular component: catalytic step 2 spliceosome. The transcript has 10 exons.